UAAUGGUCAAGGAAACGUGUCCCCAAAAAAUUAUAAGUCGAUAAAAUCGAGUCAAGUUUACUCUGCAAUUUCGCUCUUCAAAACAAUUUUUAGCUUCUCGACAUGACAAAUGAAAAGGGAGACGUGGGUAGUUCAAGAAAACGACGAAAAGAAUCUCAAAAAUCUCCGCGAAGUACACAUCCAAAGGACAAAGUUGCAGCGACAGAGCCUACCGUCAAUAGUGCCGAAAUACCGGCGGUGACUGCGCCCAGCGAGACACCACCAAACCCGGAGUCUAGGCGCAGCGCAAAGAAAGCGGCCAAACAAGAAAGGGAUUCAGAAACUGCUCAGCGUGGUUUUUUCUCAAACUGUUUCCACAUUGGAAAGUAUGUAGUUUUAGUAUUGGUCUUGCCUGCAAUUCUCAACCAUGCAUCAUUGUACAGAGAAGCAGCUGAAUUAAAACCACAAGGUGAACUGUACGAUGUUGGAUGGAACCACAAGAUGCUUUUACACUGCACUGGCACAGGCUCACCAACUGUUGUUCUUGAUGCACCAACUGGUAUGACGUCUGAUGCUUGGUGUUUAGUUCAACCAAGGAUCGCUAAAUUUACUCGAGUUUGUUCUUAUGAUAGAGCUGGUCUGGGCUUCAGUGAGAGGACACCUGUGAAUUUUACUUCAGAAUCCUACAGCGUUGUGAAUGAAGAGAGAGGACAAGCUAGUACUGUGGAAAGGAUGGUUGAGGACCUGUAUCACCUAUUACAAGUAAGCAGUGAUCAGCCUCAACCGUUUAUUAUGGUGGGGUCUGAAUUGGGAUCCAUCAAUGCAAGGUUCUUCACUCAGAUGUAUGAGCGCGUUGUUUCUGACCUGGUACUGAUCGAUCCCCUUGCUGAAGGAAUCUUUGAGAUGGACAAUGGAAUAUGGAGUAACUUUUGGUUUGAGCACCUACUGCCUUCCUUCCAGUCUCUUCAGCUCUCUGCUGCGAUUGGUCUAUCACGCAUUGCCUUAUUGUUAGGUCUCAUGGAACAGCCAAUCACAGGCAACGUUAUACCAGACACUGUAGUCAUGAGACAGAAAUAUUUACUGUGUCAGCCUCGUCAUCUGAGUUCAGUUGUUGAUGAGCAUUAUUUCAUCAAUCAGAGUUUAGCUCAAUUAAGAACUGCCUUCCUAGUGAAGCCAUUCCCGAAGUCUGUAUCAGUGACAGUUAUUACUGGAAACUACUACGACGAGCAACUGCCAAGCUCUCUUAAUAAGGUAUGGGCCAAAGCCCAACAGAAUCUGAUGUCCAAAGCACACAAAGACGCUAAGCAUAUUCUGAUCAACGGCGCUGAUCAUCACAUGCUGUACCGUAAUCCAAAUUCCAUCGUGGAACCGGUCCGUAAACUUGUCAAACAAUGGAGGGCUCGGCAUAAUGGAACGCAAGAAACUAGUGACAGUCAGAACUCUGGUUCUAAUGGGACUGUACGGAGUGAAAAGUCAUGAUAAACAACAAGUACUUGAAAUAUUUUACUGUUUUUUUUUUAAUAUUAGGUGUAUGACCAAGGUUGGAUUUAACAAUGAGUUAAGACUAGUCUUAUCUUAACUUAGGACGAGUUACUUAUCCUAAUUUAGGACUAGCCACACGUUUUUAAUAUCUCCUAGGACUAGUCCUAACUCGUGAAAUGGCCCCCUGGGGCUUGAUUUUAUCAAGCUGUUAAGCAGAAAAAAAUGCUUGACCUGUUUCUUUGCUAAGCAAAAAUGAGUCGAGCACACCAGCCACAACA
Asterias rubens (European starfish) is the source of this 1739-nucleotide messenger RNA. RefSeq lists its product as uncharacterized. The transcript has 12 exons. The record is from RefSeq and is a predicted model, not a curated record. NCBI's taxonomy places the organism in Eukaryota, Metazoa, Echinodermata, Asteroidea, Forcipulatida, Asteriidae. The coding region runs from base 103 to 1458 and encodes 451 amino acids.